Messenger RNA from Marmota monax (woodchuck), 5080 nucleotides. It is a transcript of the gene Galnt4, whose product is annotated as polypeptide N-acetylgalactosaminyltransferase 4. The coding region runs from base 281 to 2017 and encodes 578 amino acids. The transcript has a single exon. Gene Ontology annotation, cellular component: Golgi apparatus. The record is from RefSeq and is a predicted model, not a curated record. Lineage: Eukaryota; Metazoa; Chordata; Mammalia; Rodentia; Sciuridae.
GAGGGUGGGGUGUUGGCUGGAGAGUUUGUGAAAAGUUCUGAGAGCAGCAGGAGGAAGUGGGAAAGAAGAGUUGCGCUGUGCCGGAGGCUAAGGACCCAAGGGUCUCAGGUGGCCUCUGGGAAACUCUCGGUGGCUGGAAAGAAGCCGAGCGCCUGCAUGAAAAGAAGGACCUGCUGGGAAACUCACCCCUACCUGAGCCGGGCAUUCAAGUUGCGGGUUUCGCAGCGCUUCUGCGUGGUGGCUUGGUGGCCGGGUCUACGUCCUAGCCUGGAGGAUCCGGAUGGCUGUGAGGUGGACGUGGGCAGGCAAGAGCUGCCUGCUGCUGGCGCUCUUAACAGUGGCUUAUAUCCUGGUGGAGCUCUCGGUCACUACCUUCCACGCUUCCUCAGGAGCCGGCCUUGCCAGGCAACGGGGGUCUAGAAGGCACUCAAACUUUGCGGAAAAGACUGAGGAUUUGUCUCGACCUCUUUAUGAAAAGCCUCCUGCAGAUUCCCAUGCCCUUGGGGAGUGGGGAAGAGCCAGCAAACUCCAGCUCAAUGAGGAUGAACUGAAGAAGCAAGAAGAACUCAUUGAGAGAUAUGCUAUCAAUAUUUAUCUCAGUGACAGGAUCUCUCUGCAUCGCCACAUAGAGGAUAAAAGAAUGUAUGAGUGUAAAUCCAAGAAGUUCAACUAUAGGAAGCUUCCCACCACCUCUGUUAUCAUCGCUUUCUAUAAUGAAGCCUGGUCGACUUUGCUUCGCACCAUUCACAGUGUUUUAGAAACUUCCCCUGCAGUCCUUUUGAAGGAGAUCAUCUUGGUUGAUGACUUGAGUGACAGAGUGUAUUUGAAGGCACAACUUGAAACUUACAUCAGCAAGCUUGAUAGAGUUCGCUUGAUUAGAACCAAUAAGCGAGAGGGACUGGUUAGGGCACGCCUAAUUGGGGCCACUUUUGCCACUGGGCAGGUCCUCACUUUCUUGGAUUGUCACUGCGAGUGUAAUUCUGGUUGGCUGGAACCACUUUUGGAAAGGAUUGAUACAGAUGAAACAGCAAUUGUUUGUCCUGUUAUAGACACUAUUGAUUGGAAUACUUUUGAAUUCUAUAUGCAGACGGGGGAGCCCAUGAUUGGUGGGUUUGACUGGCGUUUAACUUUUCAGUGGCAUUCUGUCCCCAAGCAUGAAAGGGACAGGCGGCAAUCAAGAAUUGAUCCCAUCAGAUCACCCACCAUGGCCGGAGGACUAUUUGCUGUCAGCAAGAAAUAUUUUCAGUACCUAGGAACAUAUGACACUGGAAUGGAAGUGUGGGGAGGUGAAAACCUCGAGCUGUCAUUUAGGGUGUGGCAGUGUGGUGGUAAAUUGGAGAUCCACCCGUGUUCUCACGUGGGCCAUGUGUUCCCUAAGCGGGCACCAUAUGCUCGCCCCAAUUUCCUACAGAAUACUGCCCGGGCAGCGGAAGUGUGGAUGGAUGAAUACAAAGAACAUUUCUACAAUCGAAACCCUCCAGCACGGAAAGAAGCUUAUGGAGAUAUUUCUGAAAGAAAAUUACUACGAGAACGACUUAGAUGCAAGAGCUUUGACUGGUAUUUGAAAAAUGUGUUUUCUAAUUUACACAUACCAGAGGAUAGAGCAGGGUGGCAUGGGGCUAUUCGCAGUAUAGGCAUCUCCUCGGAAUGUUUAGAUUAUAAUUCUCCUGACAACAAUCCAACAGGUGCUAACCUUUCAUUGUUUGGAUGCCAUGGUCAAGGAGGCAAUCAAUUCUUUGAAUAUACUUCAAACAAAGAAAUACGGUUUAAUUCUGUGACUGAGUUAUGUGCAGAGGUUCCUGAGCAAAAAAACUACGUAGGAAUGCAAAAUUGUCCUAAAGAUGGGUUCCCUGUUCCAGUAAACAUUAUUUGGCAUUUUAAAGACGAUGGAACCAUUUUUCAUCCACACUCAGGACUAUGUCUUAGUGCUUAUCGGACACCUGAGGGCCUACCUAAGGUACAAAUGAGGACUUGUGAUGCCCUAGAUAAUAAUCAGCUUUGGCGUUUUGAAAAAUAGAAGAGCACAACAGCACUUUUAUCUUAAGCUGACAGUAGCCUCAGUGAAGAUUGUAUUUUAUCAGAAGUCACCCAACAGACAUCUGUGAGAGCACUAGAAAUUCUGUGGCUCAUUUUGGGGUAUUACACUGAAACUGAGUACACAGAGUGCUGCUGUUUAAUAUUUCAAAGUGCCUUACUUAUGAGUUGUUUUACUUAAGGGAUUUGUCUAUAUGGUCUCUUCUCCUUAACUUGACUGUGAAUUGAGAUAUACACAACACUUAAGUGCCAGACUUAACAUUACAGAAUGUAAAAGUCCAAGCAAAAUUGGGUAUUAUUUAUGUUGAUGGGUAAGUUCACUGCACAUUGCAUUUUUUUUCCCCUAAAAACUCAUAAAUGUGCAGUUUGAGCUAUUGCUAUUUUGAUUGCAUAGAAUUUUAAUUUCUUUCAGCCAGCACGUUAAAUUUUAGGUUUUGUUUAUUGUUUAAACUAAUUUUCCUUUAGUCAAGUAGAAAUCAAAGAAAGUUGAUCAUAAGAAGAAAAAGGUCUAGUUUAGAUAUAUUGUCAUUGGAAGAGGGCAUCAGAAUGUGAAUUUGGAAGUCUUUUUAGCAUACAGCAUCUCAGAAAACUGUACCCACAUCUGAAUGAAAGGGGAGAUAUUUACAUUCCACUAUUUGUAAACUUGAGCUGUUGGACUUAACUGACCUAUACCUCGAAUCAUUAGUUUUGUAAGCUGUCCUUUCUGUGAAUUUAUUUGUGAGUCUAGGGUGUUUUCUGAUUGCACUUCCUUAAGUUAUGAAUGUACUAGAAAGGGACUCAUUCAGAAUACUGUGUUCCCCUUUGUUAAUGCUUAAUCAUGUAAAGCAAACACAGUUGAGGCCUCUCUGAAAUUAAACCCGAGUGUGUUUACUGAAAUGUGUGAAACUGAAAGCAAGCCAGGUUCUGCAAAAGCCUCUACGAUUUCUUGCUGAUCUGAAAGUUUAAGAAUUUGUCUUAAGAUCACAGGUUAAAAAGACUGUCUUGGCAAUUAUGAAUAUUGCCUUCUCUCUCAUUUUCAGUACCCAGCAGCCUGGCACUUAGGUAUCUUUUAGUAAGUGAGUAAAUGAGUGACCGAAUGAAUGAAUGGCACAGCCAACGCAUGUAACUGUGAUCAAGUCAUUUAACACGCUUGGGCUUCAGUUUCCUCAUCUGUGAGUACUGAACUGGAGCUUGAUGAUCCCUUCCAGCUCUGAGAUGUUGAUUGUAUAUUCUCCCUUUCUCAGACUCAGUCACUGUGCAAUUUCUACAAUACUUUUUAUGUCUUUGCUUAACAUAGGUAAUGUUGAACAGUUGAGCAAUGUUCAGUCCAGGAGUGAGCCUGGACAAAAGAAAAAAUUUUUAAAGUGAACUGAACUCCCCUGAAAAUAGUAUAUUUUUGUGGAUGUAAAGUUGUUAUAGUUUGAGUUUGUAGUCAUUUCAUUUUGACAGUUGUUGAGCCAAUUUUGUUUUUAAAUCUUUUAAGGUCUAAAUGUAAUCUUUUAUCUAAUAACAAACAUUUUCCAAACUAAAUUACUUCAGAAUUAAACAUACAUUUGUAAAAGUAUUUUUCACUGAUUUUGUACCAGUGUUAUAUCUAGACAUCACAGACAGAAUUUAGAAUUAAAUCUAAAUGUACUUCACUUUGGUCUAGAAUUAUUAAAAAAAAAAAAAUGCAUGAUGUUCCAUAGAGAAUUAAUCCACAAUAUUCAUAGAUGAUGUUGUUUUUAGUGUUUGAUGACUUGUCAAGUAGGAACUUUGCAAAAUCUGAAUUUAAGAAAAUUAUUUAGGAUGAGCAUAUAAAAAAUUAUAAUUGUUGUGUAAUUGUGACUAUUUUGUUUCUCUUUUGCCUGUUAAAGUGAAAAUGUGUUGAUAGUUUCUGUGCAUUAUCCAACAAUCUUAAACUUAAUCAAAAAAUUGUCUAGAUCCCAUGUGCAAUGUGUUCCACACCUUGGGUUUAAUUUAAGAAGAAUUUAUAAUCUCUGAAUUUUUCGAGUUUCUCCCUAAACCUACCCUCUCCCCUUGCCCGGUCUCUUUUUAAAAAUAAUUUUCUUUUUUUUAAACUUAUUUAAAAUUUUUUUCUCUUUUUAUUUUGUGUGGUUCUUUUUAGCAUCCUAUAAUAUGGGAGAACUAAAAUGGUUAUAUUCUGGAAGUACUUAUUGAAAUUAUUUUAUUUCAGUAUACUGAUGCUCAUAUCAAAAGGGAGAAAGAGUAUUUUACUUAAUUCUUUGUUUACCUUUUACCCUAAAUUGUUGAGUGUAACCAGUGAUCUUUUGGUAGGAAAAUUUGGGCUGAUCCUUUAUUUAUACCAAUAAUUCAAAAUAGUUAGCCUGUUCAUUCCUCAAAAUAUUAUAUGUAACAGAGAAGUAAGACUUUGAUUUUUUAUAUGUUGGCAUGUUUCAAUUUAAUUCCCAAAAUACACUCUAAUACUACAUAUAAAAUACAUUUUGAUUCCCUAAUUCUAAUUUAUUGGUACCAAAGCAUUCUCACUAUAGAGAAUUUAAGAGUUGACUUUUAAGUUAAUUUACAUACAUAGUAAUAGUAUUAUGAAACUACUUAGUGGGCAAGGAAUUUCCACUUUAAAUGUUCACUCUAUUAGUGACCAAUUCUAGGAAUAGAUUGGCUAAAUAAGCUUUUUCAGCAGUCAUUUUUAUUUUUAAGAAAAUGAUAAUGUAGUCCUUGGAAGGAUCUCUGUAACUCAAAAUAACUUGUUUGUAAAAGAAAAUUUGUUUACUCACCCAGUAGUAGGCUUUUGCAUAUACAUUUUUGUUAGUAAAUCAGAAUUUUCUAGAUUAAAGACAAGAGAUUUAUUUCUAAGUAUAAAAUCUUAGUUGUUUGGGGGACUCAAUUAUAAUUAAUAAAAUAGUUUUGACUUUUCUAUUUGAAUGGCUGUUUGAAUAAUAUUUUUUGAAUGAGCACAGAUAAUGUUGAAGUUCAGAUUAAUCUCUUUUGAACGAUGAAUUUUUUUUCUGUGUGAUGAGAAGUUUUCAUCCUUUUUUCCUUUGUUAAAUGGUAUUUGUAAUGUUGAUUAAGACAUAAAAUAAAACGUGUGCCUAAUUAUUUUUGCAAA